Gossypium raimondii (Peruvian cotton) is the source of this 954-nucleotide messenger RNA. Its product is annotated as putative disease resistance protein RGA1. Gene Ontology annotation, molecular function: protein binding. The transcript is spliced from 2 exons. The record is from RefSeq and is a predicted model, not a curated record. Bases 1 to 954 code for a protein of 317 amino acids. NCBI's taxonomy places the organism in Eukaryota, Viridiplantae, Streptophyta, Magnoliopsida, Malvales, Malvaceae.
AUGCAUGACCUUUUACACGAUCUUGCAUCAUUCGUGGCAAAGAAUGAGUGUUGUAUAGUAUACUCGUUCGAGCAAAAUAUUGUCCCAGGGAUUCGGCAUGUGUGCCUUGUUUACUCUGAUGAUUCUCCCGACGAAAAUGCUUCCAAGUUCUUUAAUAAAAUAGGAUAUUUGUGUACACUUGAGUUUCCAGUAUGCAGCAAAUCCUUUACUGAGACAUGUUUGAAGAGGUUCCAACAUUUGCGGAUGCUUGAUCUUUCCGAGUCUAAUUUCGAGGUAUUGCACAAAUGGAUUGGUAAUUUGAAGCAUUUAAGAAAACUCAACAUUUCCAACUGUCCCAACAUCAAGAAACUUCCCAACUCCAUUUGUGAGUUGCAAAAACUGCAGACUUUGGAUUUUGAUGGUUGUGACCAAAUUGAAGAGUUGCCUAAGGAUAUGAGUGGAUGCAACAACUUGGUAUCACUGCCACAUGGUUUGAAAUAUGUAGCUACAUUACAGUGGCUAGUUAUUGGGUCUUGUGAAAAGCUUGAUUUGAGUACGACACAGGGCUUCAAAGAGAAAGAAGCAGAUGAUGAUAUUCAAGAUUACCUCAUUCAUAAUGGUUUCAGCCUUCAAUCAUUGGCCAUUUUAGAUUUACCAAAGCUGGAGGCUCUACCCCAAUGGCUGCUACUGGUAUCUGCCAACACUUUAGAGAAUCUAACCGUUAGAAACUGCGAGAACCUCAAAACAUUAGCGGAGUGGCACAAUCUCACAUCACUUGAAAUAGUUGAGAUCAAGCAUUGCCCAGAAUUAUCAAGUCUGCCAAAAUCCAUGCAACGCCUCAAACAAUUGAGGAUUGAAGAUUGUCCUCUUUUAAGUCUAAGAUGCCAACAAGAAAUGGGUGUGGAAUGGCCCAAGACUGCUCAUGCCUCUCCUAUAGUAUUGGAUGGCAAUACAAUUUCAGCUGCACAUAAUUAA